AUGAUAUCCUGUCAGGAAUACGAUGUUGCGGUGCUAGCUGUUGAGGAUCUUGAAGAAUAUGACUCCGUUACGCAUCUCAAAACCUGUGAGGACACAGGUUCUCGGCUACUCGCUCGCAUACCGGCUGCUUGUUCGACGUUCGUUCGGACCCGUGGACAGAGGCUACGGCGGUUGAGUUGCGGCCCCUCGACUCCUAGGAUCUGCUCCAACGUUGACGAACAGGACUCCUUCGUUUGGGGUGCACGGACGGCUGCUGCACACGGCUCAUUCUCGGCAAGUGAACGACAGCAGGCGGGAACUGCUCAUUCACCGACUGUGAAGGCUGAUGGUGAAGGACUAAUGGCUGCUGAACGACGAGUCGCCGGCUACCGGACGGUGGGCCUGCCGCUGUUCGGAUAUUCACCUGGGGUGGACGAACCACGGCUGUCGCUGCUCUUCCCAACGGGGUCUCAGACUGCUUGCUGCGUCACCGGCGAGGAUUUGAAGGGGUGGGACGAAGCUGCUCGUACCGGCGGCUGA
This is a messenger RNA of Striga asiatica, 519 nucleotides long. The record is from the annotation of a GenBank genome assembly. Lineage: Eukaryota; Viridiplantae; Streptophyta; Magnoliopsida; Lamiales; Orobanchaceae.